AUGAGCAAUAAGUUAAUCGCUGAUAUUAAUAAAAAGAUAGCAGAAAAGAAGAAGUUGAAUGGACCUGAGCAGAAAGUUGUUAAAAUUUCUUUACCUCAAAUAGAUCCUAAAUUUGACAGUGGAGAAAAAGAGGAUAUAUAUGACGAAUUGCGAAGUUCACUUAAAAAGCAACUUCCCGAAUGGUGGUCUCAAGAAAAAUGUAAUGAAUACUAUCCUGACGUUGGUUCAUGGCAACAAAAACCAUCACAUAAACAACGGAGGUUUCCGUUCAUUUAUAACUGUCCGCCACCUCAAAUAUGGAUUGAGGUGGCGUACAACAUAACUAAUGAUCGUGAGCAAGCGUUAGAAAAAAUCCGGUCAAGCAAAUGUUAUUGUUGUAAAACUGAAUUUAUUAUAAUUGUCCUUCCUCAUGGCAAGGAGCCUUAUCAUCAGAAUCCAAGCCCUGGAUCUGAUUCAGAAGAGAAUAUGAAAAUAUAA
This is a messenger RNA of Rhizophagus irregularis DAOM 181602=DAOM 197198, 477 nucleotides long. Lineage: Eukaryota; Fungi; Glomeromycota; Glomeromycetes; Glomerales; Glomeraceae. The record is from RefSeq and is a predicted model, not a curated record.